UUUUAUUACAUGGUAGCUAAUUUGGCUAAGAACAUUGUCAUAUCCUUACCCAACCAUCAAAACUACAUCAAACAACUGAAAGAAGAAGGAUACAAGAUUAUUGGCUACUCAUGGAAGGCACCUGGGGAACAGCCAAACCAAUUAGCAAAUUUGACAGCCAUGGUGAACAAACUGAAGGAACGAUCUUUAGUAGAUAAAUGCUUUGUAUCAAGAGUUUGCAAUGCUUCUGACGAGCUAGGAGAACGAGACUUGCGUCACACAUCUACUUCGAACCUACCAGGGACCCAAGGAAACAGCCAAGAUAUGAUCGGUCACAUUGCUUCUACCAACAAAAAGAUAUGCUUCGUUGUGAUUGAUUAUGCUGGCUUGAGCACAAAUCAAGAGAAUAUUUAUGAUUUUGUCCAGUAA
This is a messenger RNA of Zychaea mexicana, 408 nucleotides long. RefSeq lists its product as uncharacterized. Lineage: Eukaryota; Fungi; Mucoromycota; Mucoromycetes; Mucorales; Lichtheimiaceae. The record is from RefSeq and is a predicted model, not a curated record. The annotation marks the transcript as partial. The transcript is spliced from 2 exons.